Molecule: messenger RNA, 1548 nt
Organism: Monascus purpureus
Lineage: Eukaryota; Fungi; Ascomycota; Eurotiomycetes; Eurotiales; Aspergillaceae
Source: the annotation of a GenBank genome assembly
AUGAACUCGUUGAGCCUGCUGUCAUCGCGAGUCAUUGGCCAGUCCUCCACCGGUCGAACGCGUCACCAAAGAUCCCGCUCUCAAGGCGAGAUCCCGCCCGAUAGUCUGCCGAGAGACCCUCACAGAUAUAGGUCCAGGUCUUACAGUGAAGAUAAUGUGCACACCAAUGAUGGCUCCGAAAAGGAUUACAGGGAUCCGCCUCUGCUCACAGAGGACAUAAAUAUGAAUAGCGUCGUUGGACGCAUCUUGGAUGAAAAGACGCCAUUGUUGCACCAAGCACAAAAAGGGGCCUUUCUUACCGCCAGGAGUUCACUGAGACUCAGCUGCCGUCGGACGUUCAAUGCCAUUGCAGAGACCAUCAGAUUUAUUCUCUCCACGUUGACUGCACCCGGGGUUUAUGUGGCCCAAUGUUUUCGGAAUGACGACGGGCGUUAUUCACUUUUAGCCCCGGUGAGAAAGUUACAACAGAUUAGGAGGGCAGAUGGCAUGCGAAAUAGGGAUGGAACACGCCUGGGUAGGAGCCGUCGCAGUGGUUCCGUGAGGAAGCUCCGAAGCUAUCCUUCUCGAGAUUCCAUUCUUUCCACCUCCACAUCCGAGUCAGAUGAAGGUCAGCGCAGGGCGAGAGGCAAGCAUCGGUCAUCGACAAAGUCCCGCAGCCUUGGACAGGGGUCUGAAGGGAACAAUACUCCUCGGCGUUCUAUACGCAUAAAACUCCACAAUGACGACGCACUCAGGCAACAGAAAGAGCAGCGACGGUCUCAAGGCGCGGGAUCCGAGCAGGUGAUGCAUAGUCAUGUUUCCAAGACCCAGGCAGCACUUAAUCCGGACAGCUUAAAGUCACCUACCUCUCCGUCUGUCCACAGACUCACCAGAUAUCCCCACUCCCCCACUCCACCUCGACCAUUGAUCCCCGCCCGGUUACCGUCGUAUGCAGCUCCUCCUGGCAAUUCUAGGGUCCCCCAGAAGACGCUCGUUUUGGACCUGGAUGAAACCCUCAUUCAUUCUCUGGCAAAGGGUGGCCGCAUGUCUAGCGGCCACAUGGUCGAAGUCAAACUUUCCACACCGAUGAUUACUGCCCUCACCCCUGGGGGCCCACCUACCGCACUAGGACCCCAUCAUCCAAUCUUAUACUAUGUUCACAAACGUCCUCAUUGCGACGAUUUCCUGCGCAAGGUGUGCAAAUGGUACAAACUCGUUAUCUUCACUGCCAGCGUCCAGGAAUAUGCGGACCCAGUAAUCGACUGGCUCGAGCAAGAACGCAAGUUUUUCCAGGCCCGAUAUUAUCGCCAACACUGUACUUUCCGGAACGGCGCCUAUAUCAAGGACCUAAGUUCGGUAGAGCCUGAUCUGAGUAAAGUGAUGAUAUUGGAUAAUAGCCCCAUGAGCUAUAUUUUUCAUGAAGAUAAUGCCAUUCCCAUCGAGGGCUGGAUCAAUGAUCCCACGGACAAUGGACUCCUUCACUUGAUCCCAAUGCUAGAAGCCCUGCAGUAUGUGAUUGACGUGCGGGCACUCCUAGCAUUGCGAAGAGGAGAAGCCGAGGUUUCAUAA